AUGGUUACCAUCACGGGCGUGGAGACGAGGGAUGUUCGGUUCCCGACUUCGCUCGAUAAGACGGGCUCGGAUGCUAUGAAUGCUGCGGGUGAUUACUCUUCAGCUUAUUGCAUCUUGAGCACCGAUUCCGAGUUUACCGGGCACGGUAUGACAUUCACAAUCGGCCGCGGUAACGAGAUCGUCUGCACUGCCAUUGCCCACCUCGCAGACCGCAUCAAGGGCCGCACGCUCGAGUCUCUCGUCGAGAACUGGGGCAAGACGUGGCGCCAUCUCGUCAACGACUCACAACUCCGCUGGAUCGGCCCCGAGAAGGGUGUCAUCCACCUCGCGCUGGGUGCUGUCGUCAACGCGAUUUGGGAUCUCUGGGCCAAGACACUCGGAAAGCCGGUAUGGCGCAUCGUCGCAGACAUGACACCGCAGCAGAUUGUCGACCUGAUCGACUUCCGUUACAUCACCGACGCCAUCACACCCGAGGAGGCUCUCGAGAUCCUCACAAAGGCCGAGCAGGGCAAGAAGGAGCGUCUGCAGGAGGCCCUCGACUCGCAGGCCGUCCCUGCCUACACCACAUCCGCCGGCUGGUUGGGCUACGGCGAGGACAAGAUGAAGGCGCUCCUCCAGGAGACGCUGAGCAAGGGAUACCGUCACUUCAAGCUCAAGGUCGGCAGCGACGUGGCGCAGGACAAGCACCGUCUCAGCAUCGCCCGCGAGAUCAUCGGCUUCGACAAGGGCAACGUGCUCAUGGUCGAUGCGAACCAGGUGUGGAGCGUCCCCGAGGCUAUUGAGUACAUGAAGCAGCUCAAGGAGUUCAAGCCCUGGUUCAUCGAGGAGCCCACCAGCCCCGACGAUGUCCUCGGCCACAAGGCCAUCCGCGAAGCACUCAAGCCCUACGGCAUCGGCGUGGCCACAGGCGAGAUGUGCCAGAACCGCGUCAUGUUCAAGCAGUUCCUGCAAUCAGGCGCCAUCGACAUCUGCCAAAUCGACGCAUGCCGACUGGGCGGCGUCAACGAAGUCAUCGCCGUGCUGCUCAUGGCCGCGAAAUUCAACGUCCCCAUCGUCCCCCACUCCGGCGGCGUCGGCCUGCCCGAGUACACGCAGCACCUGUCGACCAUCGACUACGUCGUCGUGUCCGGCAAGAAGAGCGUCCUCGAGUACGUCGACCACCUGCACGAGCACUUCUUCAACCCCAGCCGCAUCGAGAAGGGCUACUACGUCACCCCGACCGAGCCCGGGUACAGCGUCGAGAUGAAGCCAGAGUCCAUGGACAGGUUCUCGUAUCCCGGCAAAGAGGGCGUCAGCUGGUGGAAGAGCGAAGAGGCGAGGCCGAUUCUCGAGGGCGAGAAAUUCUAG
Messenger RNA from Ascochyta rabiei, 1347 nucleotides. RefSeq lists its product as uncharacterized. The coding region runs from base 1 to 1347 and encodes 448 amino acids. The record is from RefSeq and is a predicted model, not a curated record. NCBI's taxonomy places the organism in Eukaryota, Fungi, Ascomycota, Dothideomycetes, Pleosporales, Didymellaceae. Gene Ontology annotation, molecular function: magnesium ion binding; L-fuconate dehydratase activity. Gene Ontology annotation, biological process: carbohydrate catabolic process; amino acid catabolic process. The transcript is spliced from 4 exons.